Molecule: messenger RNA, 318 nt
Organism: Colletotrichum orchidophilum
Lineage: Eukaryota; Fungi; Ascomycota; Sordariomycetes; Glomerellales; Glomerellaceae
Exons: 1
Source: RefSeq, a predicted model, not a curated record
GCCGUAAUACACGGGAAAAGACAUCAAAACCGCCGAAAGCGACGUAUCCGGCAGCAUACCCAUCCACGAGGCCACCAUAGACUGGGGAAUCCUCUACACCAUCCUCAACGGCCGGCUCAACGUCGUCCAGACGUGCAGGAAGGUCAAGGAGGAUUUACAACGUCUAAGCAAGUCCCAAAAGAGCUCUUUGGCCGUCUGGGCUGUUGCACAAGCCGAGCUGCCCCCUCCCCCCCCCCGGGGAAAUGCGCUCAAAUCAGGGAUUUCGCAACCCAGAUCCUCCAGCGGGUCAGGGAAACCCAUCCGCUCGACAGGAAGUAG